Molecule: messenger RNA, 495 nt
Organism: Venustampulla echinocandica
Lineage: Eukaryota; Fungi; Ascomycota; Leotiomycetes; Helotiales; Pleuroascaceae
Exons: 1
Coding region: 1-495 (164 amino acids)
Source: RefSeq, a predicted model, not a curated record
AUGCCCAUGCCCAUGCCUACGCGUCGAAGGAAUAGCUCUGAUAGCGAUCUUGGUCUUCAAGAGCUGGUCGACACUCAAAGACGAGAUAUGUCCAGACUUCCGUCCUUUCCACUUCGUCGGCGAAAACCAAACGAAAUGAGGGCGACGGAAAACCGCUCCGCACAGGAGUCUCUCCGACUCCUCCCUCAUCGAGUCUUCACCACACUUGCGGGGUUGUCACGACCAGAGGAUGUCAUUUCUCCCGAGGAUAGCAACGCCGUUAUAUGUGAUCUCCUCACUGCAUUUGCUGCAGUGCAUCUCGAAUGUGAUUAUUAUCCUCGGGUGCGCAUUGAGAGCAUGUUUGGUCCUGGGCGGUGGUUGGCCGAUCCAGAUGAACCAUUCCCAGAAACAGCCCUUGCAUCACGGCGAACCAUGCGCUGCGCAGGGAGUAUGGAGCGCCCUGAUGCUGCAGGGAGUUAUAGCGCUCGCUACGAGUACGCUGUAGAUUGGGCCUAA